AUGGCUCCUCAACAGUCUGCCUGUAUUGCCAAUAAUGUUCGAAAAACCAAAUACAACACCUUCGGGGCACCUGCUCCCAGAGGGACCAUCAAGAAACCUUCUGGUCCUCCAACAACAAACAGUAGAACCAAGAAGGUCAUCCCAAAAUCCAGCAUCAUCCCGAAAGGUGGUUCGCUGGCAUGCAUCAACAGUGGUGAACGAAUCAUUGACCAAGGAGUGUGGUGCAGCAACUCUUUCAAUGGUGGGACAGUUGUGAGACAAUUUCGAUUUGCAAGGAAUGCCUUGAUUUUGGAGCCUUAUACUUUCUUGACUAAGACCACCACCUCUAGGCAACUCUGGCCUAGAAUCAUCACUUCUCCUGUCGCAAUCAUCUCUAUCCAUCUGGAAGGGAUGAAUGACAUUCCCUCCCUCCUUGCAUAUCACCAUCUGCAUGACUGGCUUCAUGGCAACGUCGUUCAUGUUGGCUUGGACUUCCACCUAUGUGAUGUCCCUCACAAUGAUUUUGAAAGCCAAUUGGACACAAUGCUUGCAGCAUUUGAAAGGAAGGGCCAAUUUGAAGGAUGGACCCAGUUUAUGGUAAUUGUAAUGACUCAUUCAGAUCUGGACACAGGUUUUCCCCAUAUUGCACCAAAUAAUGGUGCUUCUGUUCCUGCUGAGGAGACAUCAUGCACAAGUUGUCUUUCACAUUAG
Laccaria bicolor S238N-H82 is the source of this 690-nucleotide messenger RNA. RefSeq lists its product as uncharacterized. The coding region runs from base 1 to 690 and encodes 229 amino acids. The record is from RefSeq and is a predicted model, not a curated record. Lineage: Eukaryota; Fungi; Basidiomycota; Agaricomycetes; Agaricales; Hydnangiaceae. The transcript has 5 exons.